Messenger RNA from Geodia barretti, 1146 nucleotides. NCBI's taxonomy places the organism in Eukaryota, Metazoa, Porifera, Demospongiae, Tetractinellida, Geodiidae. The record is from the annotation of a GenBank genome assembly.
AUGAUACGAUGGUUUACGGCGGGGGAGUCCCACGGUCAGGGGCUCAUGAUUAUCGUCGAAGGCGUACCUGCUUACCUGCCCCUCGAUGAGGCAUACAUCGCACACCAUCUGGCCCGACGCCAGCGCGGCUACGGCCGUGGCGGACGUCAGCAGAUUGAGCGCGACCAUGCCCAUAUCCAGACCGGCGUUCGCCACGGAUACACCCUGGGCAGCCCCAUCGGCAUGCUGCUGGAGAACCGGGACUGGGUCAACUGGCAGGAGGCCAUGGCCGUCGAGUACGUGGAAAACCCCUCCCAGGAAGGCCGCAACCAGCGCGUCACUCGUAUCCGCCCCGGUCACGCCGACCUUCCUGGCGCUAUGAAAUAUGGAUUCCACGACGUCCGUAACUCGUUGGAGCGCGCCUCCGCCCGCGAGACCGCCGGCCGCGUGGCCGCCGGCGCCGUCGCCAUGCGCCUGCUUGAGGAGUUCGGCGUCAGGCUGCACAGCCACGUGGUCUCCAUUGGCCGCAUCCACGCCGAUCCUCCCCAAAAUGACGCCAUCGAUUGGGACGCCGUGGAAGAAUCCCCCGUUCACUGCGCCGACAACGCCGCCGCGGAGAAGAUGAUGGCCGAGGUGGACGCUGCCCGCGAAGCCGGCGACACCGUCGGCGGCACCGUGGAAGUGAUCGCUGAAAAUAUCGACGCGAAAGUCGCCCAGGCAUUGAUGAGCAUCAACGCGGUCAAGGCCGUCAGCAUUGGCCCCGGCUGGGAACUGAUGGACGCCUGGGGCUCCGAGUUCCAGGACGUAAUCGAGCCUGUCACCGACCCUGACAACCCCUGGCAGCGAAGGACCAAUCGCGCCGGCGGAACCGAAGGCGGCAUGACCAGUGGCCCGCCCCUGGUGGCCCGUUUCGUCAUCAAGCCCAUCGCCACCCUCCACAACCCGCUGCCGUCCGUGGACUUGGACACCGGCGAACCGGUCCAGGCUCAUUUCGAGCGCAGCGAUGUCUGCCAGGCCCCUCCCGCAGGUGUCAUCGGCGAAGCCAUGGUUGCCUUGGUCCUGGCCGACGCCUUCAUGGAAAAAUUCGGUGGGGACAGUGUCUCUGAGACCCGCCGUAACUUCGAGGGUUACCAGGCUACCGUCGGCCCGCGCCUCCGCUAUAGCUGA